Messenger RNA from Phytophthora infestans T30-4, 1530 nucleotides. RefSeq lists its product as uncharacterized. Lineage: Eukaryota; Oomycota; Peronosporomycetes; Peronosporales; Peronosporaceae. The transcript has 5 exons. Gene Ontology annotation, biological process: negative regulation of translation; mRNA catabolic process. Bases 232 to 1530 code for a protein of 432 amino acids. Gene Ontology annotation, cellular component: CCR4-NOT complex. The record is from RefSeq and is a predicted model, not a curated record.
AAAGCCUUGCGCACGAAGCCUCCGCGUUGACCUCAUUCCCCUCGCCCUCCGCCGAGAUGCUGGAGAUACGAGAGCUGAGGCCGCUUCUAGCCAUCCUCAAUGAGGACAGCAGCAUCGCUGAGGCUUCGCUAAACGAUCAGCCGAUAGAAACGAGCGGUAUAAGUCUAUGAACUCGGACGCUAACGACGCGUAUGUGACCUUUCUGCUGCUCUGCAGGAGGACGACAAGCCGAUGGAGCAAGUAACCAGCAUGUUCCUGCGCACGUUCACUAAGAAUGACCACUUCAAAGUGGGCUGCACAAUCUGCAUCCUGCUACAAGAUAAUCUGCUUACUAGCUCACAGCGCAUCGUAAGCUUCUCGAUCCUGAGUGAUCUGUACCGCAAUGAAGGCGCCACAACAAACCCGUUCCUGCCCGUGUUCCUGGACGCCCUGGAGAAGGGCAGUGAUCUGUGCGAGAAGAAGUUCAUCGUGCACCUGCUGUCGCCUACAGGCAAUCGCGAGUCGGGCAAGAAGACAGCGAAGCAGAUGAUGGCAGAGCUCCGAGCGAACCCGUCACAACCAGUCCAAUUCGACGUGGAGGCCAUGAGGAGCAGCUACUUGGAGCGAACCCCAUCAGUCCCGCAGUUUCGAGCAGCAGGUAUCCGCAAUGUGGUGACAGACACAGAGUUCGACCUGCAGGAACACGUGAACAAUGGGGCCAAUCUGCAAGUACCUCCGAAUGAGGUCAGCUCGUUGAACUUACCGUGCUUUGAAGCGCUGUCGCUGGAAGAGAUGAGCCUGCUUAGUGACGCUGAGCCAUCGACCGGAACUCCCGCUGCUGCGUCAAGUUCUGCUGCGAGUGCGUCGUCUACAGGAUCCCUAUCGCUAUUGAGCUUCGAGCCAACAUUUAUGCGUCUCCCUCCGCCCAUUCUAAAGCCAGAUAUGACCGAGUUGAUUUGGUUGAACCCAGACUACUGUCCGACAGUGCUGUGGGACUCGACGAUGCUGGACUCGGCGCACGGGAUCGCUCUGCGUGAACUUAUGCUGCGUGCAUUUCAGAAACCGCUAGUGCCGUCGCUGCAGCAGAAGGUGCUCGCGGAGCUUGAAGCCGACCCCAAGCUCGUGUAUCACUGCUCACUGACGCCUCAGCGAUUGCCAGAUCUAGUGGAGAACAACCCGAUGCUGGCCAUCGAUUGCCUGCUGAAGCUCAUGUCCUCGAACCAGAUCACAGAAUACCUGUCCGCUCUAGUGAACAUGGACAUGUCACUACACUCGAUGGAGGUCGUGAAUCGCCUGACGACGGCCGUGGAUUUGCCGACCGAGUUCAUCCACUUGUACAUUUCCAACUGCAUUUCGUCGUGUGAGAACAUCAAGGACAAGUACAUGCAGAACCGUCUGGUGCGCCUGGUGUGUGUCUUCCUGCAGUCUCUGAUCCGUAACAAGAUCAUUAACGUGCAGGACUUGAUCAUUGAGGUGCAGGCUUUUUGUAUCGAGUUUAGUCGUAUCCGCGAGGCAGCUGGACUGUUCCGCUUACUGAAGACGCUGGAGUAA